GCCUUUUCAACAAACAGCCAUUGAAUACAAAUGAGGUCACCAGCAGGCAAAGAAUUCCAACCACAGUGAACCCAGUCUGAGGAAAGAAAAGAAGGCAAAAUUGCCCCCAAAGUAAAAUAAAGGGGAAAAGACUCCGAGAGAGUUGCAGCACCGCACAGAGCUGGGAUUUACUCAAGCCAAAAGCUGAUCACCGAUCUGGGAGCUAAAGAGAGCAGCUGAGCACUAUUAAGCACUAACAAGCUCCUGCAAGCUAUUCUCAGCAUUCACUUCUCUGUUACUACAGAAAUGCUUUGGGAACACAAAACCUUCCUCCUCUGUGUUUUGUUGGUCUGUGUUGCAUCACUGGUGGUGGGCCUUUUAGAUGAAAGGCAGGAAGAUGAUCAGUGCGCUGAUCUCCACAAUACCACAUGGCGGGAGUACCAGCAGCAAAGAGUCAGACUGCAGGUCCAGUAUCUGCUGCUGACCAGGAAAAACAUGGACUGCGCACAAACAUUCAACCAGACGUCCCUCACUGAGCAGACCUCCUACUUCAAUCCCUCCCGUCCCACAAAGGUUAUCAUCCACGGGUACAGGGCCCUAGGAAGGAAGCCCUCCUGGGUGAAGAAGCUAAGCCAGGCCCUGUUACAGGCUGAAGAUGUGAAUGUGGUGCUGGUGGACUGGGUUUACAGUGCAUCCUUUGCCUACAACCUGGUGGUAGAGAAUUACAAGGAGGUAGCCCUGCAGAUCUCCGUCCUCAUCAACCAGCUGCAGAAUCAUGGCUGUACACUAGAAUCCUUCCACUUUAUUGGGGUCAGUCUUGGGGCGCACGUGGCUGGUUUUGUGGGAACUCUGUUUGGAGGAAAAAUAGGAAGAAUCACAGGCCUGGACCCCGCUGGACCCAUGUUUAAAGGAGCGGACACCUAUGACCGACUGGACCCCUCUGACGCUCAGUUUGUGGAUGCCAUCCACACAGACUCUGACUAUUUUGGCAUCUCCAUCCCCGUCGGCCAUGUGGACUUCUUUCUGAAUGGAGGGAAGGAUCAGACAGGAUGUGCCCGCUCGAGGUUUCCCUCGAUGUAUGGUUAUGUGAUAUGUGACCACAUGAUGGCGCUGCACGUCUACAUGAGCGCGCUGAACGGCUCGUGCCAGUUAAUGGGGAUCCCGUGCUCCACCUAUGAGGACUUUCUGAAGGGACGCUGCGUAGACUGUAACGUCUUCAAAGGGAAGUGUCCGGUAAUAGGUUUAUCAGAAAACAGUGGGAUAGCCAUAUCUCCACUUCCCAAAGAGCAGAAACUGUUCCUCCUCACAACGUCUGUGUCACCUUUUUGCGCUCGUCACAUCCUGCUGGAGAUGGAAGUUUCGCAGUUGGAUAAGCGCGCUGAGAUUGAAGUGGCUCUGAGGACUGAAAACCUGGAAACAAAGCAGAGGCUCAGGCUUCAGACGGAUACAGUGGUGUACAGGACGGUGAUGGCUCACCCUACGGGUCUGUGUGAGAUCAACUCCAUCAGUCUGAAAAACACAGGAGCUCGCUUCUACAGACAGGGAGAGAUCCACGUCAAGUCUGUCUGUGUGUCCGACUUGCCCUCUCACAGACACGAGGAGCCUCUGUGUGUGAACAGCAUGAAUAUCAGACGAGGAGAUCUGUGGUCCCACGACUUUGUGCAGCUGUGUGACGUCUUCUGAAGAGAAAGAUGUCCUGCAAAGAUACUGACACGGAAAUAACGUCACAUUUUUACCACCUUGUUUAAUUCUAACAUCAUGACUGAAACUGGGGGAAAAGGUUAUUUACAUUUGUACAUCAGUGUUUGCGGCACCUUGUUUUUUGUCAUUCAGAGUUUGCCUGUUAGUUCACUCCUGCCUUUAAAAACUGUUCUGCAUCCCGGUCCCCACGUUUGCUGUGUUUCCCCACAAGAUGUUUUAGCAAUAAACGUAGCAACAAACUCGCA
Molecule: messenger RNA, 1925 nt
Organism: Archocentrus centrarchus (flier cichlid)
Lineage: Eukaryota; Metazoa; Chordata; Actinopteri; Cichliformes; Cichlidae
Gene: pla1a
Product: phospholipase A1 member A
Exons: 12
Coding region: 286-1662 (458 amino acids)
Biological process (GO): lipid catabolic process
Molecular function (GO): glycerophospholipid phospholipase A1 activity
Source: RefSeq, a predicted model, not a curated record